Argentina anserina (silverweed cinquefoil) is the source of this 537-nucleotide messenger RNA. RefSeq lists its product as uncharacterized. NCBI's taxonomy places the organism in Eukaryota, Viridiplantae, Streptophyta, Magnoliopsida, Rosales, Rosaceae. The transcript has a single exon. Bases 1 to 537 code for a protein of 178 amino acids. Gene Ontology annotation, molecular function: enzyme inhibitor activity. The record is from RefSeq and is a predicted model, not a curated record.
AUGAAGCCAAUCGCAUCAUUAAUCUUCCUCGCAACACUCUGCCUUCUCCAACAUGUUGCCCUCGGAGGCCAGCCCGUCGGUGGGAAUGUACUAGAACAAGCGUGCCAGUUCGCGAAAAACAAGGAAACGUGCAUCAACACCCUGAAGAAAGACCCGAACAGCCAAGGAGCCGACCUCACCGGCCUGGCCCUCAUCGCGCUCAGGCUUGCUGCCGCGAAUGCCGCUGAGGUCGAAUCCCACCUGAGGACGUUGCUGCAGAAAAACGCACCUAUGUCACCGGAGAUUCAGCAGGGGGUUUCGGAUUGUGCAGAAACUUACUCCGACGCCAACGGGCAGUUAGAUGACUCGACGGCCGCUCUUUCUGAAAAGAAUUUCAAUGAUAUCAUAACGUGGGUGAAGAUUGCCGUUGCCGAUUCGGAAUAUUGUCAAAACGCCGUCAAAGGUCAGCCCACUGUGGUUGCUGACAAGAGCAAAGUGUUUUUAGAGUUGUGCGAUAAUGCCUUGUCCGUGAUCAAGGCCUUGGCCCCAAACCCCUGA